Spea bombifrons (plains spadefoot toad) is the source of this 1491-nucleotide messenger RNA. Its product is annotated as microtubule-associated serine/threonine-protein kinase 2-like. The record is from RefSeq and is a predicted model, not a curated record. The transcript is spliced from 5 exons. Bases 1 to 729 code for a protein of 242 amino acids. Lineage: Eukaryota; Metazoa; Chordata; Amphibia; Anura; Pelobatidae.
AUGACUGACAGGCAACAGAAGCCAAUCAUCGUGAAGCUCAAACUGAAUUGCACUAUAGCCCCGCCCCUAGUGUGCACCUCCAUAGAGAUUCGGGGUGAGGGGUAUCGACAUGGUGUCGGGCUCUGUGCGGGAUCCCGGCUGAAAGCCAACCUAAACCUUACCGGAAACCAUGAAGAGACUGCGGGGAAGCCAAGAGAAACCCGCAAUGGGGAUGAAGCGCGGGCAGCCCAGUCAUUCCGCAGGAGAACAGCGGGACCGGAGGACCGGGCAGGCGGCAAGGAACAGGACACCGUUCCUCCUCCGGCUCCGCUGAUCUUUAGGAAGCUGAGCAAUCCAGACCUGUUCUCCUCUACAGGAAAGGUUAAAUUGCAUCGGCAACUGAGCCAGGAUGACUGCAAGCUUCGGAGAGGAAGUUUAGCGAGCUCGCUUACAGGUAAGCAGCUGCUCCCCCUUUCUAACAGCGUGCACAGCGGGGUCAGUCAGCUAACAUGGCAGCCCCCUGCGGAGUCUUCCAACUUGGUCCGAAUGCGAAACCAGUGUCUUGGCCAGUCCGCGCCGUCUCUCACCGCAAGCUUCAUUCGCAGACGGCGCAGAAAGCGCAAUGAGAUGUUUCUCAGCGCAAGGCCAAGAAUAACGAAGACGGACAGGAUUGUCAUGAUGGUGAAGAGAAGGUCCAUCUCAUUAGAAGCCAUCUCCUUCAGAACUUCAGCAGGUUUUUCACCUAAAUAGAGGGAGACGAUUUUGUUACCAAAUAUCAAGACUUUAGAAGGUCUGUUAGUUAAUAAAUCAGCAUAUUAUACAGCGCUGUGGAAUAUGGUGGAAGAAAUUACAAAUGGACCAACGGUCAACUGCAGCACCGGCUGCUCUCAGGAUUUGGGCCAGAACCUUUUCAUGUUCUACUGUAUUAUUUCUCCGGAUCUUUAUAAUGUCCCCACUAGCCAGGUGCCCUUUGGUUUCAUCCAUAUGGCGAUCCUACGCUGCCCUGAAUUACCUUUUAUUUGCCGGUUCUCCUAUGGCCAAUAGUCCGAUAGCCCAAAUCAGGAGCCACACCAAGAAAAGUCGCAUACACAACCAGCUCAGAACUGCCCUGUGUACAAAAUGAACGCUUGGCUUUGCAUUCCUUAUGAUACGUGCCGUCUAUUGUGACCGCAGCUAUGAUGUCAUCAAUACUUUGGAACCAAGACUGAAGGACUGCAAUCUGACAUGUUAUUUACUGCAUUUUAACCUUGAUUCAAAUGUAAUUCCUAAGUGCAUGAAAAACAAAGACCAGUAGCCCACACUUUUCACUACUUUGCAUCUGAUUCAUGUUCAUAAUUCACUGCUUUUUCACAAUCAUGAUAUCUAAAACAAAUGCAAUCAUUUACAUUUAAAAUUGACGAUGGGACAGAUCUUUGUAUAAAUGUUUGUACCAAAACCUUUCACAAAAUAAACAUUUCAAAAUAGAAUAAGUACUAAAUAAAAUACGUUUGAAAAUAAAUCUUUACUGAAUAA